AUGGAUGAGGCUAAAGCCACCGUAGAGCCAGGUAUGUUUGGGGACGCAGAUGAAAUUAAAUCAGUGUUGGUGACUGAGGGAGACUCGGUCCCACUAUACACUGAUGUUACUGAAGUGAGGGAAGGUGAUCAGAUAUUGUGGAAAUUUGGACAUCAACGCACUCGAAUAGCUGAAAUCAUGAAAAGGGACCAAAUAGGAGUAAACAUAAAUUUUGUCUUUAAUGGUGGAAUAUUCAAAGACAAAUUACAAAUGGACAAACACACUGGAUCUCUGACCAUCAGAAACAUCAGCACUGAACACACUGGACUUUAUGAACUGACUGUGAUCAGUGAAAAAAACUCAAUGAAAAGAUUUAAUGUCAUUGUUUAUUCUACUCUACCCAUUCCCUUUAUCAGCAUCAACUCAUUAAGCAAUUCUUCAUCAUCUGUAUGUUCAUCAGACUCCAGAUGUUCAGUGUUGUGUUCAGUGUUGAAUGUGAGUGCUGUGAGUCUCUCCUGGUACAAAGGAAACAGUGUAUUGUCCAGCAUCAGUGUGUCUGAUCUCAGCAUCAGUCUCUCUCUACCUCUGGAGGUGGAAUAUCAGGAUAAAAACACCUACAGCUGUGUGGUCAACAACACCAUCACAAACCACACCACACAUCUGGACAUUGAACAACUCUGCCAGACAUGUGAAGCAGGAGGUGUCAACAAGCACAACAAAAGGGCGAGUAUUAUAUUUAAAAUUAUAUAAAUGAAUACACCAU
Messenger RNA from Danio rerio (zebrafish), 742 nucleotides. The record is from RefSeq and is a predicted model, not a curated record. Lineage: Eukaryota; Metazoa; Chordata; Actinopteri; Cypriniformes; Danionidae.